AUGGCAUCGUCUAAAGCCGCAUUCUUCCUCUACCUGGGCAUCGUACAGGGGUCAUGCUUCCUCGCCAUCUUGCUGCAACUUUUGGGAUUUAACGUCUCCCAUGGAUGGGUGGCUGCGCGCAUGCUGCAGAUUUUGCAGGUGAAGUUUGGUACUGCCCUUGCAGCACAACAGGUCAUGGACAACGGACGCCCCGUGGUCUACCUCAGCAAUCACAGGAGCUGGGGCGACUUCUGGACUGAUGCCGCCUUGCUGGCUGGACCCUCCUUCAUCAGCAGGGCCAUGGUCGCAGCUGCCAUCCCUUGGACAGCACUUUGGGGCUCCAAUGAAGGGUGGCUGUGGUUCUUCUCGCGAGGUUCGAAGCACAAAGAGGGCGCUGUGGCAUGGAUGAAGCACUUUCUCUCAGAGCGAAUCAAGGGCUUUGCAGGCAAAGGAGUGGUCCUCUAUCCUGAAGGCACGCGGUCUUUGCUUCCGGAGGGCUUGCCACUUAAGCUGGGCGCCCUUGGAGCAGCCUAUGAGCUCCAAUGGCCGGUGCAGGUGGUCAUUACCACCAACAAGGAGUGCGUCACUGCCGAGAGGGAGAUGGCUGUGAACUUUGGGACCCUCUGCGUGAGCUCGGUGUCCCGGGUCAUUGACCCUGGCACCUUUGCGUCCAUGGAAGCAUUCAUUGAAGUUGUCAAGGAGACCUGGAGAAAGACCUGGAAGGAGGCCUACAGUCCGGACUUCCAGCUGCGCACUCACACGGCGCUGCCUGGUGCACAUCUCCCCACCCUGCGAUGGAGCCCCAAAGGUCCUUGGCGCUUGCAAGUCGUGCGCCUUUUGCUGCUGGCGCUGGCAUACUUGCUCUUCAAGCGGUGGAGGGCCAAGCGUGAGGUGAAGAAAGAUGACAAGCAGGAUGGUGUGGCAGUGAACUGUGACAAAUCGAGCAUUUCGUGCUCCUGA
This is a messenger RNA of Durusdinium trenchii, 939 nucleotides long. The record is from the annotation of a GenBank genome assembly. NCBI's taxonomy places the organism in Eukaryota, Dinophyceae, Suessiales, Symbiodiniaceae.